This is a messenger RNA of Hyaloscypha bicolor E, 941 nucleotides long. RefSeq names its product BIG1-domain-containing protein. Bases 27 to 941 code for a protein of 304 amino acids. The transcript is spliced from 3 exons. The record is from RefSeq and is a predicted model, not a curated record. Gene Ontology annotation, biological process: (1->6)-beta-D-glucan biosynthetic process; fungal-type cell wall biogenesis. NCBI's taxonomy places the organism in Eukaryota, Fungi, Ascomycota, Leotiomycetes, Helotiales, Hyaloscyphaceae. Gene Ontology annotation, cellular component: endoplasmic reticulum membrane.
CUCUUGAUCAACCAGCAGCAUACAAGAUGAAGGCCACACUCCUUGCGCUCGCGGCCCUGGCUGCCACAGCGCAGGCAUUCAAAGACACCUCGCCCUUCCUGAUGGUAUCGAGUUCUCCACUCCCCAAACUCGAAUCCUCAACCGGCGGCCUAGGGCUCAGCAAAGAAGUCGUGCAAUCUACGAAAGAGAUCCUGAGCAGGUGCUCGAGUGAUCUCUAUGUCAUCUUCUCGCAGCCCGAGAUGGCGAUACAGGACAUUGCCUUCUCCCCAUUCCUGAAAUCUAUGGUCGAGCAGAAGAAAGCUGGGAACCCGGGUGUGGUUAUGCGGGAAGUGCUUGGAUUCAACGGUGCAGAGAGCAUGGAUCUCGUGCGGUACAUUCAACAGAAGUGCCGUGCUACUUUCUCGCAGAGUUUAGAGGAGAAUGGGGAGGGGAAGAGUGUUGUGUUAAAGGAGUUCCCGGCGUUGAGUGGGAAGGGAGAGGAGAGGGAGGCGCUGGUUGGUGAUCAUGAUGGCACCACAGAUGCGGCGCUUCAAAAAGAGCUCCAACAGCUCCCGCUAGGAAAGACAUACACGCUCCUCUUCCUCAGCACGGCACCUCCCUCCUCUCUGCCUGCAUCCCCUUCGCCAAUGGAAAAAGACGCCGAGAAGUCGAAAGCAAAAGAGAAAUCGAUUGUCUACCAACCCGACUUCGACAACGACGCAGUACACAUGGACUUGAAGCGCAACCUCGCGCCAUCGAGAGGCGAUGGGCCGUUUUCGGAUCAGAGGCCGCUGUUUGAGCAGUACCAGUUCUUUAACCCCGGGCUGUUUAUGGGGCUGCUGGUGGGCUUGAUAUUGGUUGCGAUAUUGAGUGUGGGGAUUAGUGCGAUUGGGAGCUUGAGGGUCAGUUAUGCGGCGUUUGAGAAGGAGAUGGGGCCGGCGGCGCAGAAGAAGGCGCAGUGA